AUGAUGUUUCCCGGGCUCCUCGCGCCCCCCGCGGGGUAUCCUAGCCUCCUUCGGCCCACGCCGACGUUGACACUGCCCCAGUCCCUUCAGUCGGCAUUUUCUGGCCAUUCCAGCUUUCUAGUGGAGGAUCUGAUCCGCAUCAGCCGGCCUCCAGCCUACCUGCCCCGCAACGUGGCAGCCGCCAGCAUGUCGCCGCCCAGGCAGGGAGCGCCCGCGGCUAUCACGGACUCAGGGACCUCGGACCUGGGAUCCCCGGGUUCAGGCAGCCGGAGAGGCAGCUCUCCGCAGACUGCCCUCUCCCCUGCCAGCGAGCCCACGUUUCUGAAGUUUGGAGUGAAUGCCAUUCUUUCCUCGACGCCUAGAACAGAAACAUCCCCCGCCUUGCUCCAGAACCCCCCUCCCAAGACGUUUGCUUUUCCUUACUUUGAAGGCUCCUUCCAGCCCUUUAUCAGAUCUUCUUAUUUCCCAGCGUCCUCCAGCGUCGUGCCCAUCCCGGGGACCUUCUCCUGGCCGCUGGCCGCCCGCGGCAAACCUCGCCGGGGCAUGCUGCGUCGCGCGGUGUUCUCAGACGUGCAGCGCAAGGCGCUGGAGAAGAUGUUCCAGAAGCAGAAGUACAUCAGCAAGCCCGAUCGCAAGAAGUUGGCGGCCAAGUUGGGCUUGAAGGACUCACAGGUGAAAAUCUGGUUCCAGAACCGACGUAUGAAAUGGCGGAACUCCAAAGAGCGCGAAUUGUUGUCUAGCGGGGGCUGCCGUGAACAGACCCUUCCCACCAAGCUCAAUCCGCACCCCGACCUGAGCGACGUGGGCCAGAAGGGCCCCGGCGACGACGAGGAGGAAGACGAGCGCCCUGGAAGCCCCAGCCACCGCCUGGCCUACCAUGCGUCCCCGGACCCUCAGCACCUGCGGGACCCGCGGCUGGAAGGGCCGCUGCCCGCCUCCCCCGCGCUCUCCGGCAGCCCCGGCAAACCUUCGGACUUCUCCGACUCGGAGGAGGAUGAGGAGGGCGAGGAGGAAGAAGAGAUCACCGUGUCUUAGGAGGCCCUCCAGUGAGCGGGGCUCUGGU
Castor canadensis (American beaver) is the source of this 1063-nucleotide messenger RNA. RefSeq names its product developing brain homeobox 1 (gene Dbx1). The record is from RefSeq and is a predicted model, not a curated record. NCBI's taxonomy places the organism in Eukaryota, Metazoa, Chordata, Mammalia, Rodentia, Castoridae. Gene Ontology annotation, biological process: regulation of transcription by RNA polymerase II; cell differentiation in spinal cord. Gene Ontology annotation, molecular function: DNA binding; DNA-binding transcription factor activity, RNA polymerase II-specific.